Molecule: messenger RNA, 1533 nt
Organism: Corticium candelabrum
Lineage: Eukaryota; Metazoa; Porifera; Homoscleromorpha; Homosclerophorida; Plakinidae
Product: ankycorbin-like
Exons: 4
Coding region: 28-1326 (432 amino acids)
Biological process (GO): signal transduction; protein localization to ciliary inversin compartment
Cellular component (GO): ciliary inversin compartment
Molecular function (GO): protein binding
Source: RefSeq, a predicted model, not a curated record
UCGAUACGCCAACUUGGGCAGUCAAGAAUGAGCGGAGACGACCGGCUCUUGGCGGCCGUGGAAACCAACGACAAGGAAAAGUUGACGAGUAUGCUUCGAAAACGGCAGCCUCACCAAGCAGAGGUCCGCGAAGCUCUCGAACACGCAGUCACACAAGCAACGCCAGAGCUAGCUCGUCUACUCGCCACACACAAGUCGGUGUACAGAUCGGGAGAUGUUUUAGCUGGGCUACUACAACUAGGAAUAAAACACGGUAGCCGGUGGUCGAGACGCCAGGAGGCGGUCGUCGAGGUUCUCAAGAUUCUGAUCGAGACCGGAGCCGAUUUGGAGUACUGCGACGGUCACGGACGGACUUCGUUACACAUUGCUGCUCAGCACGCGUUCCCUCACGCUGUCGACUUGUUGGUAAAGCACGGGGCGAACCCAGAUGCGAGAGAUUGUAAACAGCAGACGCCGUUGAUGGUUGCUGUUCAGAGUCAGGGAAGGGUGCCGGCGUUUGUUGCGUGCGACGAGCGGGAGACGGAUCGAUUUAAUCGGUUGAGCACGGUUGUGCUGUUGCAGCCCGUGUCUGCGGUGGACGGGCGUGAUCGCUCGGGAAAGACGGCUGAAGAGAUGGCGAACGAGAAUGGAUUUAGAGAGGCGGCACACAUACUGAAGAAAGAUGUGUCUGCAGGAGACUCGAAGAAUCAUAGAGAAGUGCUAGAGACAACAAUCACACUUUUGAAAAAGAAACUGAAAGGCAAAGAAAAGACAAUUGGUGGACUACAGGAGAGAAUAGUCUGGCUCGAGCGAAGUCUGGCAGUUGUGGAGCAAGACACUGAUGAGCGUUUAUUCACCAAGAUGAGGAGAGCAAUGUCGGAAUCUGGAACAGCCAUGAUGGGUCGUUUACGAAGGUGCAAAGAGGUACUACAAAAGAGACCGAUUAGUAACCCAAAACAGACAUCAACUGAAGAGGCUGCCGAUCAGGAAAAGGGUGAAUUUGUGGUGGUCGACGAGACCAUCGAACCGGGAAUCAUUAUGGAAACACGAUCUAAGGAUAUCGACGUGUUUCACAUUAUUGCUCGAGACAUCCCGUUGCAUUCACUUCGGUUUGUCGGUCGGCGAUUGGGCAUCGCCGAUACAGAGUUGGAUAACAUAGAGUAUCGCUAUCGCAGCUAUGGCCUACCAGAGGUGUGUUACAAUGUGCUCCUUGCAUGGAAAAAUAAAGCUGUGUGGCACAAGAGACCUAUCGACGACUUACUCCUUGCUCUAGCACAAGAGGGUCUCUCUGACUUGGCUGAAAAGGUAGCCAGUAUGUCAUUGAAGGAUCAGAAAAAUUUCUGCUGAAGUUUGGUUGAACACGACUGUUCAGUUACAUGUACAUACAAACGAUUCUAUGUUUGCAUAGCGUUGGUUGAGCCUUGCAACCACUUUUGCAGUUAAUUACUGCGAUGACAGCAAUGAUUGCUGCACUAUACUUUGCGUUUGAAAGAAACCGCCAGUUUUAAACCGUGAUUAUUUUUGUCACAAAUACAUUCGAUCUGAACUAACCUG